Molecule: messenger RNA, 771 nt
Organism: Chaetomium strumarium
Lineage: Eukaryota; Fungi; Ascomycota; Sordariomycetes; Sordariales; Chaetomiaceae
Exons: 4
Coding region: 1-771 (256 amino acids)
Molecular function (GO): oxidoreductase activity, acting on the CH-OH group of donors, NAD or NADP as acceptor
Source: RefSeq, a predicted model, not a curated record
AUGUUCUCCCUAGAGGGCCACACAGCUCUCGUCACGGGCGGGACUCGCGGUAUUGGGAAGGCCGUCGCCAUCGCCCUCGCCGAAGCCGGAGCCGACAUUCUGCUUGUCCAGAGAGAUGAGUCUUCCACCGAGACGCUCAACGCGGUCAGGGAUCUCGGCCGCAAGGCCAGCAUCUACACGGCCGAUCUGAGUUCGGCCGAGGAUGUCUCCAAGCUCGUGCCUCGGAUCCUCGCCGACGGGCACCAGAUCCGCAUCCUGGUCAACUGCGCCGGGAUCCAGCGAAGACACCCGUGCGAGAAGUUCCCCGACUCCGACUUCAACCAGGUGAUCCAAGUCAACCUCAACAGCGUCUUCACGCUCUGCCGGGACGUCGGCGCGCACAUGCUGCAGCUGCAACCGUCGGCCGUGACGGGACGGCGGGGGUCCAUCAUCAACUUCGCGUCGCUGCUGACCUUCCAGGGCGGGCUCACCGUGCCGGCCUACGCGGCGUCCAAGGGCGCCGUCGGGCAGCUGACCAAGAGCUUCGCCAACGAGUGGACGUCGCGCGGCAUCACCGUCAACGCCAUCGCGCCGGGCUACAUCGAGACCGAGAUGAACACGGCGCUGCUGAAUGACCCGGAGCGGCUGGCCAGUAUUAGCGCGAGGAUACCGGCUGGGAGGUGGGGGAGCCCCGAGGACUUCAAGGGCACAGCUGUGUAUCUUGCGAGUAAGGCCAGCGGCUACGUGAGCGGCCACGUAUUGGUAGUCGACGGCGGAUGGAUGGGACGGUGA